CAAGGACUGCAGAAAGAGUGCAACAGAUGAAUUAUGGGAGAUAUCAUUGAAGGUGUGGUUUGAAUAUGUAUGCUGUACAUGCAGUACAACCCGAAAACAGGAAGAAACAGGAUGAGAAGUAUCCUCAUGGAAUGGACUAUUAGAUCACUUCUCACCUUCAGACAAAACCACACAAAGAAACAUAUACGGAGGCAGGGUGGUAUUCAGUUGUUGGUGGACCUGUUGGAUCACAGAAUGGCUGAAGUACACAGAAGCGCCUGUGGUGCCCUGAGGAACCUUGUUUACGGCAAAGCCAAUGAUGAUAAUAAAAUCGCUCUGAAAAACUGUGGUGGGAUUCCUGCGCUGGUCCGCCUGCUGCGUAAGACCUCUGAUGUGGAAGUCAGAGAAUUGGUCACAGGUGUGUUGUGGAACCUGUCCUCGUGUGAUGCUCUGAAGAUGCCUAUAAUCCAGGACGCUCUAGCCGUCUUGACCAACACCGUGAUUAUACCCCAUUCCACCUGGGACGUGUCCCCACAUCAGGAGGACCGCAAGCUUCAAAUGCACACAUCUCAAGUACUUCGCAAUGCCACCGGCUGCCUGAGGAAUGUGAGUUCGGCAGGAGAGGAGGCUCGACGGCGGAUGAGAGAAUGCGAGGGUCUGACUGACACGCUGCUUUUCGUCAUCCAGACUUCCCUCGGAAGCAGCGAGAUUGAUAGCAAGACCAUAGAAAACUGUGUAUGCAUUUUGAGGAACCUCUCGUAUCGGCUUGCAGCUGAAACGUCUCAGGGACAGCAGAUGGGGACGGACGAGCUGGACGGCCUCCUGUGUAGCGAUUCCAGCGGGAAGGAAGGAGAGACCUCGGGCUGCUGGGGAAAGAAGAAAAAGAAGAAGAAGUCCCAGGACCAGUGGGAUGGUGUGGGACCACUGCCAGAUACUGCUGAGCCCCCCAAAGGGAUUCAGAUGCUGUGGCAUCCUUCGAUAGUAAAGCCCUACCUCACCCUCCUGUCUGAGUGCUCAAACCCGGACACGCUGGAGGGAGCCGCUGGGGCACUGCAGAAUCUGGCUGCUGGGAGUUGGAAGUGGUCAGUGUACAUCCGUGCGGCAGUGAGGAAAGAGAAGGGUCUGCCAAUCCUUGUGGAGCUGCUGAGGAUAGACAACGACCGUGUGGUGUGUGCCGUCGCUACCGCACUCAGAAACAUGGCCUUGGAUGUCAGAAAUAAAGAGUUAAUCGGUAAGUAUGCCAUGCGAGACCUGGUGCACCGGCUCCCGGGUGGGAGCAAUGCUAGCGGAAGCAGCGGGGGUACGGCAAACAGCACAGCGGGUAAAACCAUGUGCGAUGACACCGUUACGGCUAUAUGCUGCGCCCUACACGAGGUCAUCACCAAGAACAUGGAGAACGCCAAGGCCUUACGAGACGCCGGUGGCAUUGAGAAGCUCAUCGGUAUUGCUAGGAGUAAAGGAGAUAAACACUCACCUAAAGUGGUAAAGGCAGCAUCUCAGGUUCUCAGUAGCAUGUGGCAGUACAGAGAUCUCCGGAGCCUUUAUAAGAAGGAUGGCUGCUCACAGUAUCACUUUGUUGGCUCGGCCUCAACAAUAGAGAGAGACAGACAGAGACCGUACUCAUCCUCACGCACUCCGUCAGUAUCUCCAGUCCGGACGUCCCCUAAUAACCGAUCAGCCAGCGCCCCCGCCUCACCCAGAGAGAUGAUCAGCCUCAAGGACAGGAAGAGUGACUACGACUCCACUGGAACCAAUGCCAGUUACCAUGGAAACAAAGGAGAGCUCACUUCCAGAAAAGACACAAUGGCAGUUCAAACCUCCUGUGGAACAUCCACAUUGUUCCGGAACUCGUACGAGACUUCAAAUGACGAGAUCAAACACAACCAGGUCCCAGUGCCGCCCGCACCACAGGAGCCCCCGCGCAAGGACUACGAGGCAUACCCCAUCUAUCAAAACUCCACUAGGAACUUUGAGGAGCCAUUUUUUGAGGAUCAGGUUCAUCGUCCCCCUCCCGCCACCGAUCUGAAUAUGCACCUGGGACUCAAGUCCACCGGGAAUUAUGUGGACUUCUACUCUGCCGCACGGCCCUAUAGCGAACUCAACUACGAAACGAGUCACUACCCCGCGUCCCCCGACUCUUGGGUUUAGGAAUUUGAGCACAUAGAGGCCAGGAAACUGCAUGUGCAUGCAUAUCACAAACCCUUUUUCAGAGAGUUUUGUUAGUCUAAGCUGGUUCCAUGGCGAAUAAAAAAAAAAGAAAGCGAGAGAGAGAGAAAAGAAGGCCUUGACAGAGAGAGAAAGAAUGCGUGUGAGAUGAGAGAGAGCACAUACUUUAAAGAGACGCGAAAGCUUAACCUUUGGAGUAGAAAGUGGGUUAUGUAUUGAAAGGUAUUUGAAAAGUGUAGUGGCAAAAAAAAAGAAAUAUAGCAGAGGAAGAUGAGGUAUGUAAGCACAAGAAAAUUACUUUUGUAAAAUGAGCUACGGGAACAGCUUUUCACCAUUUUCAAAACUUUCUUUUCAUUCAUUUGAAGUCACGGUUGAUCAAAAGCUUUUUCUUUACACAUUUUCCCCCUCUAUUUUUUUUUAUUUGAUGUAAAGUAUUUGGAGUACAUUAAAGAAAUGCAUUACACAAGUGCAUUGUGUAAAUUACACAGACCACUCAGUUCUUCCCAUGGCUUUGGGUAUUUGUUUUACAGUACAAGAAAAAGACAAAAAAAAUAAAAAAUCCUCGGAGAGAUGUGUUAACCUUCAGUGUCCAUUCCCCAAAAUUACGUUAGAAGAGCAAGGAUGUAAAUGCCAGUAUUGUUCAUUCUGAAAAUGUGAAUAUGUCUGUGGAAACUAAAACAAAAGCAGAUGAAGACCAGAGCAUCAUUCCACUCUCCUCGUCGAUGAAGUGCUUUCUCACUGCCUACAAAAAUAGAUGUAGAUUUUUGACAUAGAUUCUUUUUUCAAUUUCACUUUUUUCUUUCUUGGUGACUCAGUGUGGAAUAAAAAUAAAUGCGGCUAUUUAUCAUCCAUAUUUGCAGGAGAACUGUCUGUUUUAGACCUUGAUCUCAGUUUUCUGUGCUAACUGACUGUGCCAAAUUUUAAAAUCUCUUCAAUCAGCACUGGGGACAUUUUUGAGUUUUUCCAGUUACUGCUUCGAUUUGUAUCUGCUGGGUUUUUUUCUUGUUUUUUUUCAUAAGUGUGUUCUACUGGAAUUAAGCGACAUCUAGAAAACACUGGAAUACUACCAGGAGGGCAAAACUUAACUUUGCAAGCUUAAUUCCCUCCAAAGAUGUACAAAAAAAAACGUCUCUCAAUGUUAGUUGAGUGUUUGCUGUACGUUGAUCAGUGUUUGCUAUGAGAGGCUUUGUUUCUGACAGGUGGCUUCUUCUGUUUGACUUGACCAGAGAUGAUGAACUGCUACACUGAGAUGUUAAUAGAGAAUGAUAAAUAUAUAAAUAUGAAUAUAAAUAUAGAUCUAUAUAAUUUUUAUGUGCUGAUGUCAGUGUCACUGAAAGCAACAAACCAGAAAAGACUUGUUCAAAAAAAAGAAAAACGAUUCUGUUUAACUUCAUGUUCUGAUUCCAAAAGAGAAAAUGAAACUUGAAAUGUUGACCUGGUCCCAGUUGUGUUGUUACCAAGCUACUAAAAUAAUCAUACUGGAUUUGGAUAAUGUUCUGAUGUCAGGACAAUAAAUUACUCUGCGAUUUGGAGCCGUUUUCCUAUAUCCAAUAGACAUGCCACAAAAUCAUCAUUUUCACACCCGAACGAUUGUGCAUUCAAAGCAGAUACGCUGGUAUUACAGCUGGUUGGACACUAGGUGGUGCUAUGGGGCAAGGUUCACUACACAAUGGCCACGUACAUGCUGAAGCUAAAUUCGGUUGUCAAUUCACCUUUUAGUACUUUUUGUACACACACAGUACAGUAAUUUAUGGGAGUGACAACCACAUUCUACAACCGAAUUGACUCCUGAAAAAUGCAGGUAGUG
Molecule: messenger RNA, 3952 nt
Organism: Sinocyclocheilus grahami
Lineage: Eukaryota; Metazoa; Chordata; Actinopteri; Cypriniformes; Cyprinidae
Product: catenin delta-2-like
Exons: 14
Coding region: 70-2127 (685 amino acids)
Biological process (GO): dendritic spine morphogenesis; cell-cell adhesion
Cellular component (GO): adherens junction; plasma membrane; nucleus
Molecular function (GO): protein binding
Source: RefSeq, a predicted model, not a curated record